AUGGCCUCACAAAUCAAGGUUGAAAUUAUCGAGAGGCAAACAGUUAAACCCUCCUCCCCAACUCCUCAUCACCUUAGAAAUUAUGAGCUCUCUCCUUUUGAUCAGAACGCUUUUCAAAUCUUCCUCUCACUCCUUCUCGUCUAUCCAAAUGCUGAUGCUACUACUAACAAUGAAAGAUGUCAGCAUCUGCUCCAAUCCUUAAGUAAAACUCUGACUCACUUCUACCCUUUAGCAGGAAGAAUCAAAGGUGACGCCGUGAUUGAGUGCAACGAUGAUGGAGCUGAAUUUGAGAAAGUCCGAGUCAAUUGCUCUAUAUCGGAGAUUUUGGAACACCCAGAUCCCGAGAUGUUAGGACGAUUCCUUGCUAUUGAACAUGAGUCCAGUGAAUCGGUCACAGGCACAUUGCUUCGUGUUCAAAUCAACUUGUUCGAGUGUGGUGGAAUGGCAAUUGGGCUUAGCAUUUCGCAUAAGUUUGCUGAUACCGCAACACUGAGCACAUUCAUCAACUGUUGGACUGCAACUGCUCAUGAUAAGUCAAAAAAGGUAAUGUUUCCCAAAUUUGGGGCAGCGUCUCUGAUUUCACCACUAAAUUUGUCCAACUCAGAGCCACCGCCAUUCCAACCCGAGGAUGCCGCCAAAGAAAAAUGCAUGACAAGGAGGUUUGUGUUUGAUGCCUCAAAGAUUGCUGCUCUCCAGUCUAAAGUAGCCAGCUCAGUUGUGCCCAAACCAACAAGAGUAGAAGCAGUUUCAGCACUCAUUUGGAAAUGCCAAAUUGAAGCAUCAUCCAGAUCAUCAUCAAACAUGCUGGGGACUAGCCUAAUAAGGUCAUCAGUCUUCUGUCACCCCAUGAACCUGCGUAAAUAUGCAGUGCCGCCCUUGCCAGAAAACUUGGUUGGGAAUCUAGUGGAUUUUUCAGUAGCAGACUACUCUCACCCCGGAGAGAGUACUAGUGUGAUAGAUUUGAAAGACUUGAUUGCAAAAAUCAAGGGAGCGCUUGAAGAAAUAAAAGAGCGUUGUGCUUCAAAAGUAGCAUUCGAUUCUAACAAAGCAAGGGAAAAAAUGAUAGAGUACAUGGACGUGGUGAAAAAUGCUGACAUAGACAUGUAUGUCUGCUCAAGUUGGUGUCGAUUUCCAUUUUAUGAAGCCGAUUUCGGAUGGGGAAAGCCAUCAUGGGUGAGCUACGUUCCUGUUGAAGCAAACAAUCUAACUGUUUUGAUGGACAAAAGAGAUGGCAAUGGAAUAGAAGCAUGGGUCAAUCUGAGCCAAGAAAACAUGGCCUUAUUUGAAAGCAACGAGGAGCUGCUUGCGUAUGCUUCUCUCAAUCCUAGGGUCACCUACUGA
This is a messenger RNA of Prunus armeniaca (apricot), 1341 nucleotides long. The record is from the annotation of a GenBank genome assembly. NCBI's taxonomy places the organism in Eukaryota, Viridiplantae, Streptophyta, Magnoliopsida, Rosales, Rosaceae.